CGCUCCGCAGCCUCGGUUCAAAGAGGAAUGGCGACCGCUGUGUGCGGUCUGCAGUCAACCAGCAACAAAACACCGAAAACCCUCGAGCAGCGGAGGAGAGCCAAGGACUCCCGGCGGAGACAGGCGGCACUUUCGUUUCUCACAAACAUCUCUCUCGAUGGACGUCCGCAUCAAGAGCGUGGCGAUGGACACGCCGGUCAGACAGCCGCGGAAGAGCCCCGACGCCAGGACGGAGACAGCGGCGAGUCUGUGUCUUCACCCGCGCCCGGGAGCAGCCGGAGCAGCGGCGCACAGGUGACCGAGCUCUGCGCCAGUGGCAGCGGAUCUGCCUCCAGCUUCUCCGGCGUGGUCAGUCCGCUCAGACCAUCUUUGGUCAUAUCUCCCGGACCAGCGGGGACCGACGAUGUCGGGGCCAACGAAGUAUUUUUGGAGGGCGGUCCUGCGGCCGAGGCUCUGCUUCCCGAUGUCCCCAUGUCUCCCAUGUCCGUGCCUCUCGUUUCCGUUGGACAGGCUCCGUGCGCCCGGGUCAAGUCCGCCCCGACGGGACCGGCUCUAAGCCCGGCUCCCAGCAGUGUCCCAGAGGCACAGAGAAGGUCAAGAAAUGUUUCUGGUUCGCCUGGACCCAAGGUGCCAAAGAAGGUCCAUUUUAUCCGGAGCAUAAGGCAGUAUGACACUAGAGGAUGUAGGAUCAUGCUGAUUUGUGCCAAGAGGUCGCUCUAUGCUGCUUUCUCAGUGCUGCCGUAUGGAGAGAGUGCUCACCUCAGUGAGGCUAAGAUGGAUGCUCACAGACAGAGACUCUCCUCUGUGGCCACUGCUGACCUCAUGCCCUCACUAGAAGGAAUGGACCCUGAUGUGUCUGGAAAGACAGUCUCGUACGCCCAGUUCUUGUACCCAACCAACGCUCUGGUGAGACAGAAGAGCCUCCCGGAGACCUCCACAGCCCAAACGCCUCAGACACGUUCCCGCGGCAACAGUCAACAGAAAAGUUUCACCCCCCGAGUCCCAAGCUCUGGAACACAGGACAUAAAUUCAGAGGAAACAGACUACGACCCAAACCUCCUCAGUGACCCCCAGUGGCCCUGUGGGAGACAUAAAAGAGUGCUCAUCUUUGCAUCAUAUGUGACGACGGUUAUUGAGUAUGUGAAACCUUCAGACCUGAAAAAGGAUAUGAAUGAGACCUUCAAGGAGAAGUUUCCCCAUAUCAAACUCACACUCAGCAAAAUAAGAAGCCUAAAGAGGGAAAUGCGCGCCGUGAGUGAGGAGUGCAGUCUGCAGCCGGUUACCAUAGCGAUGGCCUUUGUUUACUUUGAGAAGUUGGUGCUUCAAGGUCGCCUGAACAAACAGAACAGGAAGCUGGUGGCGGCUACGUGUGUGCUGCUUGCAGCAAAGAUCAGCAGUGAUCUGAGAAAGCCAGAAGUCAAACAACUCAUUGAUAAGUUGGAGGAGCGUUUUCGGAUAAACAGGCGGGAGCUGAUUCCUCUAGAGUUCCCGGUGCUUGUUGCCUUGGAGAUGGGACUGUACCUCCCCGAGAGUAAAGUCAUGCCUCACUACCGCAGACUGGUGCAGCAGGGGUAGACCUCUCCAAAUCUAUCAUAAUUUGUUACUUGAUGAAGGAGCAUGAAGUUAAGAAAUGCCAAGGUUGACACACAAUGGUCCCUGGUUAAGACCUGUUUUAGACUGGGUUUAGUCCUGGUUUGAUUCUUGCCUAAAUCUGGUUUAGAUCUAGUAAAAUGUGCUCUGUGCAACGUUUGUGAUGGGGUUUGUCUCCAUGUUGAUGGUAUAACAUUGCCGGGAAUGUUCCACAAUAUGGCAUUAAACAUAUCUAUACUUAUCUUGCAUUUAUCCAAUUAAAAAGACCUGAAAACAUGCAUCGUUACUGUGAUCUGUCUGGAACAUUCUAGGCAAAGUAAUAUCUCCAUGGAUACUAUCAGAUGGUGGACCCAUGGCCAGAAAAGUUACAUAGUGCAUAUUUUAAGCUCUGGUUAUAGCAAGAGUAUGUGGAUAAGUGUGUCCUAUUCUUUCUAAAUUCUGUUUCAGACAUGGGCUCCUAGUUAAUAAAAUGGAAUAACAUAAACCUAUUCACAUGAGCCCUGGUUGUGGUGUUAGACCACUCUUUGGAAGAUGUAGACCUAGAUUUUGCCUGCUGUAGUCCUUUUUAUUAAUCCUUUAUUUAUACAGGUCAACUUUUUAAGACUUAAUGUCUCAUUUUCAUGAAGGGUCCUGUUGACAUGCUGGUGCAGACCUGGUAAAGAAAUCCUACUUUACACCCAGUUUAAAAUACUGUUUAAACCAGGUCUAGACUGAUUUAACCCCAUCUUAAACCUGAAUUAGCACUGAUUUAGACCAUACAUUCACUGUAAUCAUAGGAAAGAUACUGUGGUCUGGGUAAUUUUGUCAUAAAUAUUUUAGAUUCCUUUUGGGACUCAAGUGCGAACGUCCUUUUCAGCAUUUGUGGUGUUCUGUUGUUGAUCUCAUGAGCUCUAUGUUAGAGAGUUUACUCGGCACGUUACUUGUGCUUUUAUUUAAAUAUCUGGUGACAUAAUAAUGUAUUUUUGGUACUACUCUUUGUGUGAAAACCUGCCAUCUGCACCUUUCUAGUGAUUGCACAGUUUGAAUCGUAUUUAUUUGUAGAGUUUGAUGAUUAAAUACUGUAGAUUUUGUAAGUUGAAGCCACUGUGACACCAGUUUUCACUUGAGCAUAUGUAUAGUGUGUAAGAUGCUAGUUUUUAUCUAGACAAGUGACCUUUCAAUGUGUUUUUAUGUGUCACUAUUAAAUGUAUUAUUCACUGUGGUCUGCAGAAGUAGGGGUGGGUGAUAUUAACACAAAAUUACAAUUGUUUUGAUAACAGUAUUUUAGCAAUUCCUCAUAAAUGUGCUAAAAUGUGUCUAAAAAUGUCUUGGUUGAGUGUAGCACAAAACAUGAAUGAACUACACAAUUAAAUAGUACAAAAGUGUAGAAAUAUCACUUUCUAACUUACACUAGAUGUCUGUCUUUUUGAGGUAAUUUUAAUUGUGCGAACUAUAGACUAUAUGCAAAAUUAGUAUAUUGAGUACAAAAAACAUUCUUUCAUGUAUCUCCCACCUCUAUAUGUAGAAGUACCCAAUUAGAUUUUUAAUGUAAUGCAAAUCUGUGUUUAUAAAUGCACUGAAAUGUCUGUUUGUGCCAUAUUUUAUUUUCUCAGGUAUUUUGUUUUGAUUGACACCUAGCAAAUCCAAAGAAAUUAUUUAUUAACAUUAUAAUGAUUGUUGCGUCCUUCAUUAAAAGUGCCACUCGAUAAUUCAUAGUAUGAACGGUACAAUACAAUGGAUUUGGAAUGUGCUUAAAGGAGACAUAUUAUGCUUUAUUUUGUCUUAAAACUGUUGUACACAUUUGCAAGUGUUUCAUGUCUAUACCUGUGUUGUUAUGGAAAGGUGCACUUUUUCACUAGGUGUAACUUUAUCAUCAUCUUGUCUCGAUGGAAAUGUUAUUAAUUUGCCUGAAAUUUUCUACAAUAUAUUAAACCCAUCUAUUUAGCGCAUAUAUAUAUAUAUUUAUUUAUAUUUUACAGGUGAUUAUAUUCAAAAGCACCUUACAUUGUAAAACAUGGAUUCUUACUCCUUUUUUUUAAGGAUACUAAGCAAAGUAAUAACAUCUUUAUGGAGGCAAACGGAGGGUGGACUCUUCUCUUGAAAAGUGACAUGUUGCACCUUUAAUUUUUACACCUUUAUUACCACUGGGGAAUUUGCAUUUUGAAGAGAAAUUAGAGAAAGACAAUUUAAGCACGCAAGAGAGAUUUUACAAAUAUUUCUGUACUGAGUUAAAACCAAUCGUUAACAUUUGCAUAAGAAAUUAUCUUAUUCAAAGUUGUGUGAAUGAAACAAGUUUUCAACAGGUAAUGACAAAUGGCAUAACAUGGUUCAAAGCUAAUAAAAGUUACAUUAGCAUAAUACGUCUCUUUUAAGGAAAGUGCCUCUGGUCAAAUGGUUCAUCACAUGAUAUUUUGACACUGUUAUUAUUGUUCCUUCUACAUGUUUUUCGAUGUGUCUGCCAAUAGAGAUCUGUCUGAAAAUACUGUACUGUACAUGUGGUGUCAAAUGUGAGUGUUCACCAUUCCGAAAUGAAGACUAUUUAAACAUUA
Messenger RNA from Boleophthalmus pectinirostris (great blue-spotted mudskipper), 4118 nucleotides. Its product is annotated as CDK5 and ABL1 enzyme substrate 2-like. The transcript has 9 exons. Bases 28 to 1575 code for a protein of 515 amino acids. Lineage: Eukaryota; Metazoa; Chordata; Actinopteri; Gobiiformes; Gobiidae. Gene Ontology annotation, biological process: regulation of cell cycle. The record is from RefSeq and is a predicted model, not a curated record.